CACAACCACCUCACUGAAGCACCCUGCUUUUUCGGCCCCUCCUCCUCCUCCCUCUCUCUCUCUCUCUCUCUCUCUCUCUCUCUCUCACAGCUUUUCACGGUUUCAUUUCUGUGCUGUUAUCGCUAUCUGCCUCUUAUCUCUUUCUAAAACCCUACCUUUCUCUCAGUAAGGAUGGCGGCUAAACGCUCGCGAAUUGCUCGCUCCUCCAGCUUCGGCGACACCAGCGUUCUCAACCAGGUCCUACCUCCGCCGAAUACCGCCUCGCCGGAGCUCCAUUACGAUGUGCGUAAGGCUCCCUCCACUGCAAGGCCGCCGCCUAGCGUUUCAGCGGAGAGCGAUCAUCCUCCGCCGGGGAUUCUGACAUUGGCGUCCCCGGAUGUUGAGCAGGACAGCCUUGUGUGGCAAGUUGGUAAUUUUUUUGAGAAAUGUUACCGCUGCAAGAGGAGCAUUUCCGAGGAUGAAGAAGUCUUCAUGUACAGCUACUUGCGUGCAUUUUGCUCCUCUGAAUGCCGUGCCAAACAGAUCACCAUGGACAAGCUGGGGGAGGAAGUGUUGGGCAAUCAAUAGAAAGCAAGACUCAAAGCGGCAAAGAAGACUAAUGUGAAGUUGUUUGGUGUUCAACUGUGAAAAUGAGCAUCUUUGUUAUCUCAAAUAUAAGUUGCUGGUACUAAAUUUUGUGGUGCAUAGCUGUCAGGUUUUUUGUGAUUGGCAUGCACUUUCUGCGUAGAAUGACCAUCAUAUGCUAUUAGAUUCUCAUGGUUACAAUAUCAUUUGGCCUUGUAUAGUUACAGUAGUUUGUCGAGGUUCAGGACUGUGUUCUUGAAGUAAUGAUUUUGACCGUGAGUUUCUUUUCA
Messenger RNA from Carya illinoinensis, 854 nucleotides. RefSeq names its product FCS-Like Zinc finger 16. Lineage: Eukaryota; Viridiplantae; Streptophyta; Magnoliopsida; Fagales; Juglandaceae. The coding region runs from base 172 to 567 and encodes 131 amino acids. The record is from RefSeq and is a predicted model, not a curated record. The transcript is spliced from 2 exons.